UGCCGGCUCCGCCGCUUGCGGAAGGCUCGACAUGACGUGCGAGGUGUGAGGAGCAGCCGUGGUUCCUCUCCUCGGUGUCCCAGGUACUUUAUAUGCAUGGUAUAGAAAAAAUGAAUUCCACCAUGAGUGAGGAGCCUGAUGCACUGUCCGUAGUUAACCAACUGCGAGAUCUAGCAGCUGACCCAUUGAAUAGACGGGCCAUUGUUCAGGAUCAAGGUUGUCUACCAGGUCUUAUUCUGUUUUUGGACCAUCCUAACCCUCCAGUUGUUCAUUCGGCUUUACUAGCUCUCCGCUAUUUGGCAGAGUGUCGUGCCAACAGAGAAAAGAUGAAAAGUGAAUUGGGUAUGAUGCUCAGCUUACAGAAUGUAAUACAAAAGACUACCACACCAGGAGAGACUAAACUUUUAGCUUCUGAAGUGUAUGAUAUUCUUCAGUCUUCCCACAUGUCAGACAUGGACAAUAUGAAUGAGAUGAACUAUCGUCGACGGAAAGCUCAGUUUUUCUUGGGCAGCACAAAUAAACGUGCCAAGACAGUGGUUUUACAUAUAGAUGGCCUUGAUGAUUCGUCUCGAAGGAAUCUUUGUGAAGAGGCCUUGUUGAAAAUUAAAGGUGUUAUUAGUUUUACUUUUCAAAUGGCUGUUCAAAGAUGUGUGGUCCGAAUUCGCUCAGACUUAAAAGCAGAGGCUUUGGCGACAGCAAUAGCAUCGACCAAAGUUAUGAAGGCGCAGCAAGUUGUGAAGAGUGAAAGUGGAGAGGAGAUGCUGGUUCCGUUCCAAGAUACUCCAGUAGAAGUAGAGCAGAAUACAGAUCUACCUGAGUAUUUACCAGAAGAUGAAAGCCCUACCAAGGAACAGGAUAAAGCUGUGUCUCGUGUUGGGUCACACCCAGAAGGUGCAGCAAGCUGGCUCAGCACAGCAGCAAACUUUUUAUCCAGAUCUUUCUACUGGUGACUUGUAUUUCGUGUUAAAAGACUGUGUGAACCAACAGGGGGGCCAGUUUUCCAUUGGUGUGGUGAACUGCCAAGUGCAAUUUGCAAUAAAUUACCACAAAAAUUUUAGGUUACGCAAACGUAUGCUGCAUUUUACAUUUUAUUGGACGUUUAGCCUGAUAGGGCAGGGGUCAAAGAACAGAGGCCUCCAAUCAAGUUGUCCUUUCAUCUGUUUUUCAUGUAGAUUUUAUUGCUUCCCUUUUUAAAAAUGGGUCCACUGUUAUAUGCCAAACAUCUAUAUGUACAGAGCUUUAAGUUUGACUUCACAUGAAACACGUGGUAGGGAAAAUACAUUUAACUCAAGUCUCAGGGCCUCUGUGAAAGAAAAUUCUUAAUAGCUCUAGUUGUGCAUUAUGAAAAUGCCUUUUUUUAUUUCUGCAUCACUUUGGACUAACGCCACUUUGUUUAACUUUCUAGACAUUGACUCCAGAGAAAAAAUAUAUUCUGCCUCUUUUUUGUCUGUAUUUUGGCCAACCAUGUUUACAGAUUGAGCAUGACAUGUUCCCUUUUUGCUAUUAAAAUAGGAUCACUACAGACUUGAAAUUUAUAACCCUUUUAUGCAUAAUGAAAUUUUCUCCAGCCUGCCCUUAACCACUGGAGUGUUAAGAAACAAAGGGUUGAACAAACAGAAAUAUAUAUGCAUAUGUUGUACAGUAAAUAAGCUAGAACAUAUUUGUAAUGAUGGGUGUGAGUGACUCGUGUAUAUAAGUAAAAAAUACCACUGACUGCUACUUAGGCUAGUGAAGAAGACUGCAGCAAAAAAGCUGUGGUAUGACAUAGUGAUGGCCCAUUGCAGCUCUGUCUUUAGAGACUGGGGGGAUGUAGGCCUUAUUGAGUUAAGAAAUGGUGUUUACUGUUAGCAAAUGGUAACUAAAACUUUAUAAACUUGAAGAAUAAAGCAGAACUGAAUGCCUCUUGCCACAGUGCCGCUGUCAUAAGUUUUGACUUCAACCCUUUUUAUUUUUUUACAUAACAGAAAUCUGAUAUGUAGUUACUGUUCCUUCCUUGUCUGUCAUGAGACUCCCAUGAAAGUACAUCAGCUUAAAUAAGCUUAAAAACAUACGCAAACAAUUGGCUUUAUCUUGUUACUUACAGAUAAUGUAGGUUUAAAGAUGUCUGGGUCACUUUUGUGACAAAAAACAAUGAAAAAAUGGUAAAAGCAAAAUUUCUGUAGGAAGAAGAUAAUAGAUAUCUGAGAUGUUAAUAAGGGCAGUGUGCCUGAGAGGAUCCUAUCUACAGUGCUUGAAAACUACAGUGGCACUGCUUUGUUGCACCACAGGAACACAACUGAGAAUUUUAAUAAUAUUGUAAACCUCGUUAUACAAUGUUUUUUUUUUUGUGGUAGUGUAUUUACUAUAAUACUAACUAUAUUUACCACUUGGAGACUGAGACAGAAGUUUAAUACAUCAAAGUUAUUCCCCCGAGCCUAUGCAGAAGGAAUUAAAAAAACAUUCACAGACUGUCCUAAUAUUACGGAAAUGCAGAAGAGAUGAUGAUGGAAAAUAAAAAUGCAGGUCAGAGUUCACCCAGUCAACUUAAUUGCCAUUCUAGGACAAAAAAGAAACAAAGCUUGUUGUCAGACUAGGUGUCCCAUUUUUUAAUAUAUAUAUAGUUUAUUUUUGAUUCAAGUUUAAACGCACAGAUUGAAAAUACAGGCUUUUCAGGGCAUGUAUUGCUUUGAAUAUGUAAUACUACUCAUUGCUGUCUAGAAUGUUACCGUUACCAAAUGUGUUUGAAAAGUCCUCUGUUCUAUAACCAUGAAUGCAGAGUUUAUUUUUCUGCAUUAACAUCUGUUUGCAUUUGCAUUACUAAAAGACUACACCCUCUGGAUAUUAAUGGUUCAAUACCAGUAGGUAUGACUGUUUGUGCAUUCGGUCUGUAGGUGUGCUUUUUUGACAGUAUUGCAGCUCUUGUAGAACAGUUCAAGGCAUCUGUAAAAGUUUUUGAAAUAUAUUGUAAAAUAAUAAAGGAUAAUAUUACUAAA
Molecule: messenger RNA, 2972 nt
Organism: Struthio camelus australis
Lineage: Eukaryota; Metazoa; Chordata; Aves; Struthioniformes; Struthionidae
Gene: ARMC1
Product: armadillo repeat containing 1
Molecular function (GO): metal ion binding; protein binding
Source: RefSeq, a predicted model, not a curated record